UCUUUAACAGUAUCGAUGUGUCUGCUCAGUUUUAUAAGUUUCAGUUGGAUGUGCAAAGCCGACUGCGAGAAGAUGCUGCCUUCACUAUUGAAGAACAUAUGCAACAUAUAUUAGCCUUAUCGUCAGUUCUCUUGCUAAAGCCUGCGCGCACUCAUGAAGAUUUGCACAGGUAUAUCGAUCUUAACACUUGUGAAGGACUUCGCCGACAUAUUCUUUCUAAGCAGCAGACUGCGUAUCAGCCAUUCCCGGCUUCAACCAGGAACCGACUCGAAGAAAUUAUGGGACAAAUGGAUUUGGAUGGCGACCAAAAUAACAUAUGUACGCGUUUGGUAGCAUCGUGCCGAAUUUCUGCAAUGAUACAGGAUGAUGGCCUCAAUUCUACAAACAGGAUUCUGUUGAUCGUUCGUAACAUGGUGGAAAAACUACCCCGUCAUACCGUUGAAGACGGGCCCAAAGAAACUGAAUUAAUUACAAGGUAUUUGGAAGCAAUCCUGGCUCCUCUUUUCGAGGACUUGGAUAACAACAUAAUUUUUAGAUGGACUUCCGUCAGCGAUGAAGAAAAGCAAGCCACUACACGACCAGAUGCCUCAAUAAAUAUCAUAAAUGGAGCAGUAUUGAGUAAGCGAAUUGGCUGCGGUGAGGUAAAAGCGCAAUACCAAGCUCUCAAUCAUCGGUUGGUUGGCAUAGAUUUGAUGCGCAUUACAGUGUUGGCCAAGGCCGCAUCCGAUAAACACAAGUUGAAAGAAAUCUUUGCCUUCACUGUUGUCGGCAAAUAUGCCACUUUCUACAUGUUUACUCGCGCCCAAGCUUAUUUGUAUACAAUGUGUGAAAUCGCACACAUCCAACUACCUCUUACCCUUGAUCAUGUGCCCCUUUUUCUUUCACAACUGGACAAGGUUGUCAAAAUUAUUUCCUGCUUUCAAUAUACCUUAAAUAGCGGCAAUCACAACUAUGCAAAUGAUCCAUCUACACUCACAGAUAACAUGCUCCACAACGUCACGGAUCCCAAAUCGUCACGCAAGCGAAAAUCAAUUACAAGUCAUUAUAACCAUUGAUCAUCCUCCCCUUCCUUUGUAAAUAUACCCCCUCUCUCUCUAAAUACACCAUGAUUCAUUUGUCAAAAUGAGAACAAAAGUGUAAGUCACAUUUUUAUUUGAAUAAAUUAAAUGGGU
Messenger RNA from Rhizopus microsporus ATCC 52813, 1172 nucleotides. RefSeq lists its product as uncharacterized. Lineage: Eukaryota; Fungi; Mucoromycota; Mucoromycetes; Mucorales; Rhizopodaceae. The transcript is spliced from 5 exons. Bases 99 to 1055 code for a protein of 318 amino acids. The record is from RefSeq and is a predicted model, not a curated record.